GCGCGUGCUUUUCGGGCCAAUCAUCGCUCGACCGAUUUUAAAAAUAGAUUAACACAAUCAAGUACAUGUCAUGAAAUGUACAUGAUGGAACGCUUCUGACAUAUAGACAAGUAACUUAUUUACAGUUGAUUUCUCCCGGAAAAUGGAAGGGUCGCGCCAUCAGACAUGGCUAACGGAGAAUAUUGAUCACAGUGAAUCAAAAGGGAGCUCUGAAAGGGUCCAAGAUCAAAAUACAGAGGGAUCGAAUUGUGAUACUUCAAAUGAAGACAACAGUAAACACACACCCAAGUUCAAAAGCCCGACAUACAAUGCAGACGACAGUGGAUUUGUCGACCUGUGUCCGUCACAGGAAGUGGAUGAUGACGUGUGGCCUACACGCAGAGAAAGUUUUCUUCAAAGCUCCACACCAAAUAGGAGAACUUUACCAGAUCAACAUUCAUCACGUUUUGAGAUAACACAGAGUUCCCCAAUACAAGUACGAAGUUUUCAAGUCCCCCCUCUAGCAUUAAGAUCUUACUUUAUUGCACAAUGCGACACUCCAAAGUGGAAUGUUGACCAGCCAAGAAGCAUAUCAAACACCGUCCUGAAUAAUGUUGUUUCUAAUCAGUAUACUGGUAUAAAUUACCAAGAUUACCACUCUAAUCGACUUCUAAGUGAAUACGCCAAACUCAUAUCUCUAACAAGCACUGGCAAUGAGCAGAGUCACGUCUCAGAGUUAACCCGUGGUCAUAGCACCAUAGCCUCUUUGUUAAACUCACGUCCAUUACAUUUGGUAAAUAUUGCUCAAAGAAAUCCGGAACACAACUUUAUAAAUGAUAUUGCAGAGGCUCGAAAAAUUGUCGAAAGUGUUACGAAUGACUCUUCGGCUGAUACUAGCACCUUUUGUAAAAUUGGAGAAGAAAGUUGUAAAACGGCUACCAUCACGAGCCAUUACACAACACCUAUAAUCAGGGAUACAGUUGAAUCUCAAAAUACAAUCGCCUAUACAUGUGAGGUAGAUUCUGAAUGUCUAGAUGAUAAACAAAAGUUCACUUUGAACAGCAUGUCAAAUGAAUAUGACGAUGACUCACUAGGCAUAGAUAAAAACAAUAAUCUACAACUAGUUCAAAAAUAUAGCGAUAUAAGUGACGCAUGCGUGAGCGACACCGAAACAUCAGUUGAAGCAUCGAGUUCUGAAGAAGACCCGCCUAAAGCGAAACAGGACAUCAUAAAUGUGUCAAACAAGAGCAAGAGAAAAGCCAGAUAUCCACGUCGUAGUGCGGUGAAAGAUGAUCCUUCAUUUAAAGGUGUCACAGUGCGCUUUCAGACUUCAUUUAGUAACGGACAUAGCCGCUUACAUAUGUCCGCAUUUUAUAGUAAUGUGAAGGUGCGGUCACCAAGAAGACGAUCAACAGUGUAUGGUAAUAGAUGUUCUACACCACAAUACACCUCCGAUACUGACGAUAUAUCCCCACCACCUUACUGUCAUAAAGAUUGUCAUACAACAGUGAAGACAUGCACCUCAUGUAAGACACGUAGAACACCACUGUGGAGAGACGCUGAGGAUGGUACCCCGCUUUGUAAUGCUUGUGGUAUCAGAUAUAAGAAGUAUAGACUCCGGUGUAGUAAAUGCUGGCAUAUACCAAAGAAAGAGGUGAAAACCUACCCUAACUGCCCUGCAUGUGGAGCUUCACUGAGAUUCUCUUUUCACAAGAAAUCCUGGUAAAUUAUACUGGAAAAUGCAGAAGAUUGUUGUCCUAGGUGUUUCAAUGUGUGAAGUGUUUACACUUUGCUAGUUGUGAAUAUAAAAUAAUGCGUCAUGUUCAUUUCCCACACAACAAAAGUUAUAAAUGGGUAGACUUACCGAUUUCAGACUGACCAUCCGGCCUUCUUUGAACGCAAUCUUGUGUGCGCUUCUCAAAAACCGCACAACCAAUUAUGAUAAAGCAUAAUAGGAGUAAUUUUCAUGAGGUGUACUUGCGCCUGCAUAUCGUAAGAAAGUUUACCUUCAUCUAUAAAUAACCUUGAUCUUUAUUGUUAAUUUCUUGAAUUUGGGUGAAAGAAGCUAUACGUUAUCGGCUGUAUAUUGUAUUUAAGAAAUAAUAUAUCCCAAACAGUGAUUUUAUCGCUCAAUAACAUCACUUUGGAGUUCGGAUGCGAGGAAUUAUAUCACGAGGGCGUAGCCCGAGUGAUAUAAUUAUGCGCAUCCGAACGACAAACAGUGAUGUUAUCAAGCGAUAACAUCACUGAUUUGGAUAUAUUAUUUCGAUUCUAACACGACAUCAACAAAUAAAUGUUGCCGUACUUGAUAGUUAAGCAAAAUUGCGCCUGAUUUGUUUCCGUACUUAUUUUCAGCGCGUCGGAUUUUUAGUGGUUACGUCACGUGUAUAAUGAUUACGUCACAUGUCUAAAUAUAGAACGUCAAACUGUGCAUCUGUUGCAUAAUAACACACACUUUCUGUUCUUAUAUGUUCAAUAGGGAAAAAUGCGGGUCGUGUUAGAAUCAUACUUUGACAUAAUAACCCUUUUGAUCUUAAUUUUAAGAAUAUUCAACCCAAUUUGACCUUGACCUAUAAAUGAAUUGGAUCCUAUGGUAAAUUCAUUGAAUUGUAAAAAAGUUGCCAGAGUUUUAUUAUUUAUGAAU
Molecule: messenger RNA, 2623 nt
Organism: Ruditapes philippinarum (Manila clam)
Lineage: Eukaryota; Metazoa; Mollusca; Bivalvia; Venerida; Veneridae
Exons: 5
Coding region: 143-1705 (520 amino acids)
Biological process (GO): oocyte development; spermatogenesis; regulation of transcription by RNA polymerase II
Cellular component (GO): nucleus
Molecular function (GO): sequence-specific DNA binding; zinc ion binding
Source: RefSeq, a predicted model, not a curated record